GGAAGUCUUGUGUUUGCUGCAGCUGCUUUGACAGUGUUGUGGUGACGAAGUACAGCUGCGGCGUUUCAGCCGCAGACACACUCUCUCACACACACACACACACACACACACACACACACACACUCCGGGCAGCAGCAGCAGCAGCAUCAGCAGCAGCAGCAGCAGCAUCGAUGGCCCCGCUGCUGCCUGCGGACUGAAGAAUGGCCUCCGCGGCACCGCCACAUCAGCCAUGGCCAGAUCUACCAACACGAGCUCCGGGGACGGGGACCCGCGGGUGACCGCCUCCACGGAGCACGGCGACGGCACGCGCGACCUGGCGGAGCCCCGGGAGCUGUCUCUGGAGGAGGUGCUGAAGUCUUACGAGCAGCCCAUCAACGAGGAGCAGGCGUGGGCCGUGUGUUACCAGUGCUGCAGCGGGCUCAGGGUGCCCCGCCUGCCCGCUCAGGGAGUCGGCCGGGUGAAGGACCCGUCCUCCAUCCUCCUGCACCGGGACGGAACCGUGUGUUUAUGGCAGGAGCUCCGACAUCACGGAGACACUGAUGGAUAUUGUCCUCCUCAGACUGCAGAGCGUCAGCUCGUCCAGUCGCUGGGCGUGGCCAUCUACGGAGCUCUGGACUGGGGCCUGGACGACAGCGAGGAGCGGGAGCUCAGCCCUCAGCUGGAACGCCUCAUCGAGCGCAUGGUGGGCGGCGGUCAGGGCGGAGACGGCAACAGAUCUGCAGGUAACGGAACAACAGAUGAGGGUUACAGUGGACAGGAAGAGGAGGAGGAAGAAGAGGAGACAGAAGGAGAGAUAAGGCCAGUGUGUACGUUCCGCCAGGUGAUGACGCUGUGUGCAUCUCGACUGGCAAACCCCAGUUUGGCCCCGGAGCAUUAUCAGGCGGUGUGCAGGGCACUGUUUGUAGAAACUCUGGAGCUUCAGACGUUCCUGAUCAAGAUCAGAGACGCUAAAGAGAUGUUGAAGAAGAUCUCGACAGAAGACACUCUGGAGGACAAGUCCACGGCGGAGCUGGAUGCUCUGAAGCACAGAGACUGGGCUCGUCUGUGGGUGCAGCUGAUGAAGGAGCUCAGACAGGGAGUGAAGCUGAAGAAGGUACAGGAGCAGCCGUUCAACAGUCUGCCCACAGAGUUCAGCCUCACGCCCUUUGAGAUGCUGAUGCAGGACAUACGAGCGCGAAGGUUCCAGCUGCGCAAAGUCAUGGUGGAUGGAGACAUUCCCACCAGAGUGAAGAGAAGCGCCCAUGAACUGAUCCUGGAUUUUAUCAGGUCCAGACCUCCACUCAAACCAGUGACGGAGCGCAGUCUCCCCCCUCCUCCCCCGCAGCAGCCGUCGCUCCAUGACCAAGUGCUCGCUGAGAUCAAACAGGAGAGGAAGCUCCGCCCAGUGGCCCCGCCCACCUCCAGAUCGUUCGGCUCUCUACCCUGCCUCGCUCACACUUGUCCGUGCAGCAUCAAAUCCACAUCGUGCAUUGACCUGUCCACGUCAGAGUCCGUGCCCCGCCCCCUGUCCCGCCCUCGCGUCCUGCUCAAAGCCCCGACUCUGGCAGAGAUGGAGGAGAUGAACAUCUCUGAGGAGGAGGAGUCUCCAGACAGCGGUGACAUGAAGAGAAUGGAAACUUCUCCGAUGCCUCUGAAAAGAGACCGCUCCUUCUCAGAACAUGACCUAGCGUUUCUACGUGGAGACACGCCUCCUUUGCUCUCUGAGGAGGACCAGGUGGACGGGUCGUUCAGACUGAGGGGGGAGAGGCCGCGGUCCCAGACACUGACCUGUGUAGGACCGUCCCCUUAUUUCAGAGCCUCGUUCCCAGGUCAAACUUGGGUUCCGUCCUCUCCGGCUCGUCUCUCUCUCUCGUCAGUCGAUGAGUCCUCCGAACACUUGGGGGUGACGUCGCGCUCCAGAGCUGCAGACGAGCAUCAGUGGAUGGACGAGUUCAGUCACCCCGUGGAGAGUCUGGCCCUGACGGUCGAUGAGGUCAUCAACGUGCGCCGAGUGCUCGUCAAAGCAGAGAUGGAGAAGUUCCUUCAGAGCAAAGAGCUUUACAAUAACCUGAGGAGAGGAAAGGUUUGCUGCUGCUGCAGAGUGAAGUUCCCUCUCUUCUCGUGGCCGUCCACCUGCCUCCUGUGUAAAAGGUCUGUCUGUGGCUCCUGCAGUGCAAAGAUGAAGAUUCCGUCUAAAAAGAUGGCUCACAUUCCCGUGUACACUGUGGGUUUCCACAGCACUCCAAAGAGUCACGGACACAAAAGUCAAGUCUAUAAGUCACUGCGUAGUUUAUCGCGUCGCUCGGUGGAGGAGGAGUUUCCUCACCUGUACGCUCACGGCUGCACGCUGCGCGACGUCUGCGGCGAGUGCACCAAGUUUGUGGCCGACGUCAUUUCCUCGAGCCGCCGGAGCCUGGACAUCCUCAACAACACGCCUAAGAGGGAAGCUAAAGCCGCCGCUGCCGCCGUCCAGAGGCCACAGCUGCAACGGCAGGCUCACCUGGAGGCGUGUCCUCACCCAGACCCUCCCCCACCUCACCCUCAGCUUCCUUCUCACACCCAUCACCGCCUUCAGCCGCCAUCACAACCCGCUUCACCACAGCAUCAACAGCUUUAAACAAUGAGACUGACACUGUACGCCUUUUUAUAUACACACACACACACACACACACACACACUCUCUCAUGCCUGUAGGGGGCAGUGUCUGCAGUGAAGAUGAUGCUGAUAUUAAAGCAAUUGUCAGCAAUGUUGACGUUUGGCUAACUUCCUGUACUUUGCUAUCAUUAGCAUGCCCCUCCCUCCUCACAUGCCUCAUCUCUUGAACGCCCACUUGGUAAGUGGGCGGGGCAUCUAUUCGUAGAUAAAACGACCAAAUCUCUCUCCGCCUCUUUGUGGAAUUCUGCCGCCUGAUUGGCUAAAGAGGCUCCCCUCGAUCAGAGCUUUACUGACGUGUGGGCUGAGGCCCACUGAUGGCCAUCAGAGGUAUUACAGGUGGACAAAAAAUGCUCCCAUUUAAACAACAACAACACCAUUGUCAUAAACUCACGCACACCUCAUCCACAGAGGGAUUUAUAAUGCUGCGUCACAUUUAAAACAAGCUUCUUAAGGUCCGGGCUGAGGUUACCAUGACGACGACAACAACAACGACGACACUGUGAAUGUAAACGAGGACUGCGUGGCCGAGUGGACACCGACGUGGACGUUUUCACUCCUCGCGGACGCUUGUGAUCGGCUCUGUUUGUUUUUUUAGAAAGAAAAAAAAUGAACUCAACUGCAAUAAAAUUUCAACGACAAAACACGA
Messenger RNA from Solea solea (common sole), 3280 nucleotides. RefSeq names its product spire-type actin nucleation factor 2 (gene spire2). Gene Ontology annotation, cellular component: cell cortex; cytoplasmic vesicle membrane. The transcript has 15 exons. Gene Ontology annotation, molecular function: actin binding. The record is from RefSeq and is a predicted model, not a curated record. Bases 230 to 2596 code for a protein of 788 amino acids. Gene Ontology annotation, biological process: Golgi vesicle transport; cleavage furrow formation; polar body extrusion after meiotic divisions. Lineage: Eukaryota; Metazoa; Chordata; Actinopteri; Pleuronectiformes; Soleidae.